Messenger RNA from Chinchilla lanigera (long-tailed chinchilla), 5101 nucleotides. RefSeq names its product multimerin 1 (gene Mmrn1). NCBI's taxonomy places the organism in Eukaryota, Metazoa, Chordata, Mammalia, Rodentia, Chinchillidae. The transcript is spliced from 8 exons. Bases 247 to 3918 code for a protein of 1223 amino acids. The record is from RefSeq and is a predicted model, not a curated record. Gene Ontology annotation, molecular function: protein binding; extracellular matrix constituent conferring elasticity; calcium ion binding.
UCAGAGGACCUUCACCACAGCCAAAGACCCAUCCUAGCAGAAGUCACAGAUCACAAAAAACACCCGAAAGAAACAGGAAAUCAAAUUUCCUGAGUCCACUACAGAGCACAGAAACCUGUUUCCUCUACACACCCCAAGCUGGAGAAGCUCUGUCCUCGCACAUUCAUUGUGGAAACAGCUAUCAAGUAGUCUGGAAGGACUUUGUCUCCCAAUUUCACAUGAAAUUUUUUGUUUCAAACUACUGAGAUGAAAGGAGCAAAGUUAUUUGUCCUCCUUUCCAGCUUAUGGAGUGGGGGCAUCGGACUUGACCACAUUAAGCACCCUCUGAGUACCCCUGAGGAUGAAAACUCCAACAAGAACGUGACUUCUCUUUCAGCUCCUGUAAAUGAAACACAAAGUCUUCAAACUUUGAAGACCACUCAGAACCCAUCAACUAAGAUAGCUCCAGCUCCUGUGCUGAAAGCAUCUGAAGCGCAUCCUCUGGAAUCAACUUUGCCUCCCUCAGAGUCAAGCUUGGCUCCCGAGGGUGUGAGAAGCCAAAUGGCCCCAGCCACAGGGAAGACUGAAGAAGGAGAGGUGAAGUUACCAAGGCUUGCCAUUCCAACCAAAGCUAGCAACAGCUUCAAACCUGGAGCAGAGGCAGCGGUGCUUUCCAACUCUACACUUUCCAACUCUACACUGAAAUUCCUUCAAAGCUUUGCCAGAAGGUCAGAUCAACAAGCAAACGCUUUAAAAUCAGCGGGCCGCAUGGGAAAUCGAUCCCCACGGGAAACCUACCUCAGCAGAGGCAACAGCACUCGAGGCCAGAGACCCGGCUCUCAAAAAUCCAGCUUUGAAACAACUAGAGGAAAGAACUGGUGUGCUUAUGUACACACCAGGCUGUCUCCCACUGUGAUUCUGGACAACCAGGCCUCUUUUGUGGCAAGUGGGAGAGGACCCUGUGCCUGGACCAGUGGGUCCUGUCCUCAGAGAGCUCAGAGGAUACCUAAUCCUGUGUACAGGAUGCAACAUAAAAUCGUUACCUCAUUGGAAUGGAAGUGCUGUCCUGGAUACAGUGGACCAAAUUGCCAGCUAAAAGCCCAAGAACAGCAGCAAUUGAUGCACAGCAACCAGGCCGAAAGUCACACAGCUGUUGACAGAGGAACAGGGGAGCAGACCCUGCUUCAGCAGCAGCAAGACUGUAGCAACCCAGCAGUGACACAGAAACUCACUGACCAGAUGAACCAGCACGCAAUGAAGCUGACCGCUUUGCAGAAGAAGAUAGACAACACUUCUUUGGCUGUAGAUGGUUUAAGGACCACAUAUUCCUCCUUAGAAGAGAAAAUCAGUGACGAUAAAAGCAGAGAAUUUCAGUCUUUUCUAAAAGGUCUGAAAUCCAAAAGCAUUAAUGAUCUGGUAAAGAACAUAGUAAGGGAGCAACUUAAAGUCUUUCAAAACGACGUGCAAGAGACUGUGGCACAGCUCUUCAAGACUGUGUCCAGUCUCUCAGAGGACCUGGAAAACACCCGGCAAGUCAUACAACAAGUGAAUCAAUCUGUGGCUUCAAUAGCUGUCCAGCAGAAGUCUGUUUUAAUCCAAGAAAAUAAGCCCACUUUGACUGAUAUAGUAGAUCUAAAGAAUCGCAUUCUUAACGUCAGACAAGAAAUGACUGCUGCUUGUGAGAAACCCAUUAAAGAACUGGAACUGAAACAAGCUCAUUUAGAAGGUGCUCUAGAACAAGAACACAUGAAGAGCACUCUGUAUUAUGAGUCCCUCAAUAAGACUCUUACUAAAAUGAAAGGAGUAGAUGAGCAGCUUUUAUCUCUCGAACAAGAGUCAGGUAGGAAGAAAGCUACCGCUGCUGAAACAGUGAGCAGUAACAUCACUGGGUACAUGUCUGUUCUGAAUGAGAAGAUACACAAGCAGGGUUUGAUGCUGCUGCAAAUAUUUGAUGAUUUCCACACCCAAGAAAGCAAGGUUGACAAUCUCACCACCAGUUUGGAGAGGGAGAAAGAAUCCAUCAGGGGUGAAUGUGAGGACAUGCUAGCUAAGUGCAGGAAUGAUUUUAAAUUUCAGCUUAAGGACACAGAGGAGAAUUUACUGGUGUUAAACCAAACACUGGCUGAAGUUCUUUUUCCAAUGGACAACAAGAUGGACAAAAUGGGUGAGCAACUAAAUGAUCUGACGUAUGACAUGGAGAUUCUGCAACCCUUGCUGGAGCGGGGAGCGUCCCUUCAACAGACAUUGACAUACGACCAACCAAAGGAAGCAGCACUUCUAAAGAAAAAGGUGGAAGACCUGAUUAGUGCUGUCAACAGUCUAAACUUUCUUAUCAAAGAACUUACAAGAAGACACAACUUACUUAGGAAUGAAGUACAGAGGCAGGGCGAUGCCUUUGAACACCGCAUCAGUGAGUAUGGACUGGAAAUGGAAGACGGCCUGAAUAAAACAAUGACUAUUAUGAAUAAUGCCAUUGAUUUCAUUCAAGAUAACUAUGUGCUGAAAGAGACCUUACAUACCACUCAGUAUAAUUCUGAAGUCCAUCAUAAAUGCAACCAAAAUAUGGAAACCAUAUUGACAUUUAUUCCUCAAUUCCAAAGUUUGAAUGAUUCCAUUCAGAUCUUGGUGAAUGACAAUCAGAGAUACAAUUUUGUCUUAAAAGUUGCCAAGGCCCUUGCAGAUAUUUCUAAAGAUGGGAAACUACAUCAGUCCCACUUUCAAAAGAUAUACCAAAUAUUCAAUGAAACCACUUCCCAACUAAUAAAAUACCAAGAAAACAUAAGUCAUUUGGAAGAAAAUUUAAUCUUGGUCACUAAAAGUUUUAAAAAUGUUAAAACUCGGCUGCAAGUCAUUGAAUCUAAAGUGACCCAGACACUCAUACCUUAUUAUAUUUCUCUUAAAACAAGCAUGACCACAAAUGAGAGAGAUCAAGCUCUUCAACUGCAGGUAUUAAAUUCCAGAUUUAAGGCCCUGGAAGCAAAAUCCAUCCACCUUUCGAUUAAUUUUUCUUUGAUUAACAAAACUCUUCAUGAAUUUCUAAAGAUGUGUCAUAGUGAUAAUACAAGUUCAUCAGAACUAAAUGUUACCACACCUAAGUGGAUAAAAGGUUCCUUGCCAGAUCAUCAGCAGAAAUGUCUAACAGAAUUUGUGGAAUCAAUAAUUGAAGUAAAGACUCAAGCUGCCCUAUCUAAUUUCACUCGGUACAUAGAGCACUUGAGGUCUGAUAGUCUGACAAAUGUUGUCGAAUCUCAGAAGCAAGUAAAAAAGCUGAAGAAACUUAAUAUACUUAAGAAACCAACAGUAAAUCUUACCACUGUCCUGAUAAACCGAAUCCAAAGAAACACAGACAACACUGUAUUUCCUGUAACAGAGGAGGAGUCAGGCUGCAGCAGCUUCCCGUGCCAGAAUGGAGGUACAUGUAUAAAUGGGAGAACCAGCUUUACCUGUGCUUGCCGGCAUCCCUUCUCAGGCAAAAACUGCACCAUCAAGCUGGUGGAGGAAACUGCUUUGGCUCCAGAUUUUUCCAAGGGAUCUUACAGAUAUGCACCCAUGGUGGCAUUUUUUGCAUCUAAUAGAUAUGGAAUGACUACACCUGGCCCUAUCCUUUUUACUAAUCUGGAGGUUAAUUAUGGAGCAUCAUAUAACCCUAAGACUGGAAAAUUUCAAAUUCCUUAUCUGGGAGUAUAUGUUUUCAAAUACACCAUUGAGUCCUUUAGUACUCAUAUCCAGGGGUUUUUAGUGGUGGACGGAAGAGACAAGCUUGCAUUUGAGUCUGAAAAUAUUAACAGUGAUGUACACUGUGACAGAGUUUUGACUGGGGAUGCCCUAUUAGAAUUAAAUUAUGGGCAGGAGGUGUGGUUGCGACUUGUGAAAGGAACAAUUCCAGCCAGGUUUCCCCCUGUUACAACAUUUAGUGGUUACUUGUUAUAUCGCACAUAAGUUACUAUGAACAUCACCUUUACUGCAAACAGCUAGUGUUUUUAUUUAUCUUUGCAAUACAGCUGCUACAUUAAGUGAAAACUAACAUUUUUCUAAUUUGAUGUUUAUGUCAUAUGUAUGUUUAUGUCAUAAAAUUGUUUGUACAUCCUUUAGAAAGUCCAUAUAUGAUGGAGUUCUUGCUCCUAAAGAAAUUUAGAGGCACAGGAAACAAAGUGCUUUGGUUAGGUUAAGUAUUUUUACUUUUGUUCCUUUAUUUUUAGUCGUUUCAAUGUGAAGUUCUAUUAUAAAAUGUCAAUCAUACAAUAUUGUUAGUCACCGUGGCCUUUCCAGUAAAGCACUCAAUUUUUGUUGUAUUUCAUAUAUAUAAAUACAUAACAACUAUUUCAAUAACAGAUUAAUAAAUAGCUAGAUUAAUAAACUCAAAUAAAUUACUCAAAGACCAUUAAAUUCUUUUUAAAACUAUUUUAUGCUAUUGAGUCUAUCAAUUUCGUAUAUUAAAAUUUUCACUUGUAAUAAAAAUUAAGAACAGUGAGCUGGGAAUGUGAAAUAUGCUUAGCUAUUGUUCUCUUCCUGUAAUUAUAAAAUAAUCAUUGGUACAUAUUUGAAUAUUUACAUCUAUUUCAUAAGUAGAUUAUGCUUGGUUUACCUCCAUUAUAUCUACAGGAAGGAAAACAUAAAAUCUUUUUAUAGUACCCUUGAAUGCCACCACAUGAAGAUUUGCCCCUAUUCUUACCAAGGGUGAGUAAUAAUCUACAGGACACUAUGAAAUAUGGGAUGCUUACUACAUCCUGUUUUUCUCCUAAACAAUUUACAUGUAAUGUCUUAUCAAUUCCUCACACAUAACUCAUGUCACGUGGGUAUUAUCAUUAUUUUUACAGUUGGAAAGUAAGACACAAAGAGUAACAAAUGCAUAAAGCCCCCAGCUCAUAAGGACAGAGGCAGCAUUUGAAAUCAGACCAUUUCUGCAAAAGAACACCUCCAGCCUUUCCUGUUUCCUCUGACAGAUGGACAAAAAUUUACUCCAUAAACCCUUAUUAAUGAGCACUUACUUCAUAUCCAAUUUUUAUUUUGAAAAUAUUGUAAUGAGCAUCUUUAAAAAUACUGUACAAUCCUUUCAUAUUUGACAAAGCAUUUGUGGAUAAUAAAAUUGCAUAAUUAUAAUAAAAAUAAUAAUGAAAAAUUU